Messenger RNA from Prunus armeniaca (apricot), 789 nucleotides. Lineage: Eukaryota; Viridiplantae; Streptophyta; Magnoliopsida; Rosales; Rosaceae. The record is from the annotation of a GenBank genome assembly.
AUGCCAGGUUACCAACCCGAGCAAGGAAAAUUGGAGGCUAAGGCCCCUUUUAGCAUAAGCGAUUUGGAAUACCUCCGUCGAUAUUUUGCUGUGACUCUGGCCGACACCAUCUUCGGUCUGACGACCCAGGAAAGGGCCCGGGCAAGCCCUCGAGGAGGAAGUCGAGACCUCGGACCCCCUAAGACCAAAGCGACCACAGAUGAUACCCCUGGGACUGCAAGGCCUAUGGCCGAAGGCCCCGGCGACCUUUUCUUUGGUCACGAGGCCGAGGAUGACUCCGCGUUGGGAAUCUCCGAUGAGGACUGUGAGGGGAUCCUCGGGAUGAUUGAGGAAAAAACCCUCACCAGUGGGGGCUGCGAGGUCAACAAAGAGGCUGGUAUGGGAAACAAGCGGAAGCUAAAUGAGGUCAGCAUGAACAUUGUUUUGGUGCUACUGUCCGAGUUUUCAGCCCCAAGAGGCCAUACCAACGGCCUAGAUAAUGACGUGGCCGAGCAACAGCUUGAUCAAAGGUCAAAGACAAAGGAAGAAUUGUUGGCCGUGGCUUUUAACGAGGUAAUACCCAGAGACGAGCCAAACAAAUACCGACACCUCAAGCCGUUAUACAUCUCGGCUCAUGUAGAGGGUGUGCCCGUGUCCAAGGUCUUCGUUGACUAUGGGGCGACAGUCAACAUCCUUCCCUAUUCCCUGAUGAAGAAGCUGGAUAAGUCAAAGGAGGACCUCAUCCCCAGCGAUGUGGUCAUGAGCAGCUUUGUCGGCGAUGAAUCUAAGACUAUCGGGGUGUUCCGUUAA